This is a messenger RNA of Botrytis deweyae, 789 nucleotides long. RefSeq lists its product as uncharacterized. The transcript has 2 exons. Lineage: Eukaryota; Fungi; Ascomycota; Leotiomycetes; Helotiales; Sclerotiniaceae. The record is from RefSeq and is a predicted model, not a curated record. Bases 1 to 789 code for a protein of 262 amino acids.
AUGUCUCGUAACAACACUCACGCCCCAAUUUUCGAAGUAGCGUUCGCAAAUUGCUAUAUAUCAGACGACCGACCUCGCAGUGCAAAAAUGCUAGUUCCAUCGAGGUCGAUUCCUUACUUGUCGUUUGAAGACGAUUUCUAUCAAGAACCUGGUCCCAAGCAAGAACCAAAAAUCAAUUCCAAAUUCAAGGCUGUAAUACCAUUUGGCGAUUUUCUCAGAGAUGGCCCAACUUCACUUGAUUUCUGGAAGUUGUUCAAGAUGCUCCCUGUCGGAGUACGAAACAGGAUUUACAAACUUUUGAUAUUCGCGUGGUCCCCAGAUUCCCAACAUGCGCGCCUCUCUCGCAAUGGAAGACGAUUUGCUGUUUCCAGAAGAGUUUCAGCCGACCGUGCUCUUCCUCCUAUUCAUUAUGUAUCCGACGAUGUUUUAGGUCUUACAGAAGAUGAUCUUAAGGACUGGAAAAAUGAGAAAUAUUGGGCGCAGUCAGAGGGAAUGCUCGAUUUCUUCAAACCGAACGAAUACCGGGGUAUUCAGAAAUUAAUAUGGCUUUUAGAAAAAGUCGAAUAUGCACUCCAACUGGACGAAGCAAGCAGUACCAACCUGACUAUGGGCGGGAAAGGAAAGGGCAAAGCGAUACAAAAGAUAGACGUUGCACAUGAUGAAUACAUCAAUCUCUGGAAGGAAAUUGUCGACUUCUUCUGGGAUAACGUUGUUAUUGACUUCGGUGAGCGUCUAAAUUUUGGCACCAUUAUUUUAAAAGAUGCCAAGAAACAGAAAAAUGUAUUUUGA